AUGGCCGGAGUUACAAUGCGACCUCUAUCGCGGUCUGUUCUAGCUACUCCAGUUAGCAGAAUGCGCCCAACACAUUUCACCCGACCCCAAUGUCUAAACACCAUUCUCGACCUCCGGUGCUCCUCCAUUUCCUCCACGCCCGCGCUUCCAUACUCUCAGACCCGAUACAGCUCCUACUCCUCACCAGACCCCGCCCCGAAGACACCGAAGCGCAAGAAGGUCACUCUACAGACAUUACGGAACCUCUAUAAGAAGGGAGAGCCCAUCUCCAUGAUCACAGCCUAUGACUAUCCCAGUGCGCAUGUGGCUGACACCGCUGGUGUUGAUACUGUUUUGGUCGGUGAUAGUUUGGGGAUGGUUGUGCUAGGAUUGGAUAACACUGUCGAGGUUAAUAUGGAGGACAUGAUUAUGCAUAGUCGGAGUGUGGUCCGUGGCGCGAAAAGCGCUUUCAUUAUCACAGAUUUACCGAUGGGUUCAUACGAGGUUUCACCAGAGCAAGCGGUUAAGUCUUGCAUCAGACUCGUGAAAGAGGGUCGAGUACACGCAGUCAAGAUAGAAGGUGGCGCAGAACUAGCACCGACAAUCAAACAGAUCACUCAGGCCGGAAUCCCAGUCUGCGGCCACAUAGGCCUAACGCCCCAGCGACAAAACGCCCUCGGCGGAUUCUGCGUCCAAGGCAAGACAUGCAAAAAUGCACUGAAGUUACUAGAUGAUGCGCUUGCGAUGCAAGAGGCCGGCGUGUUCAUGUUCGUGCUCGAGGCUAUGCCGGCCGAAGUCGCAACGCUCAUCACGCAGAAACUGAGCGUUCCUACCAUUGGGAUUGGGGCUGGGAAUGGUUGCUCGGGCCAAGUGCUGGUCCAGGUUGAUAUGACCGGCAAUUUCGAACCGGGGCGCUUUGUGCCUAAGUUCGUUAAGAAGUAUGCUGAUGUUUGGGGUGAAGCUCUUCGUGGCAUUCAGCAGUAUCAUGCUGAGGUGAAAAGUCGGGCUUUUCCUGAAGUCGAACAUACUUAUCCUAUUUCGAAGGAGGAGCUGGCUAAGUUUGAGCAGGCGGUGGAUGAAAUGUAUAAAAAGUCAUGA
Penicillium taxi is the source of this 1077-nucleotide messenger RNA. Its product is annotated as 3-methyl-2-oxobutanoate hydroxymethyltransferase ECM31. Gene Ontology annotation, cellular component: mitochondrion. The transcript has 2 exons. NCBI's taxonomy places the organism in Eukaryota, Fungi, Ascomycota, Eurotiomycetes, Eurotiales, Aspergillaceae. Gene Ontology annotation, biological process: pantothenate biosynthetic process. Gene Ontology annotation, molecular function: magnesium ion binding; 3-methyl-2-oxobutanoate hydroxymethyltransferase activity. Bases 1 to 1077 code for a protein of 358 amino acids. The record is from RefSeq and is a predicted model, not a curated record.